AUUUCAGGCUGCAGUAUGUUGGUAUCUUUGCCAGAGGAGUUACAAAACCUCACCUCUCUCCGUCAGCUGUCGAUUAUUGAGUGCAAUGGUCUAACGUCCUUGAGACUACAAGGCUUGAGGUCUCUUCAACAUCUAUCAAUCGAGGGGUGUCAAAGCUUAACGAGUUUGAUGGGGGGACUGCAACACCUCACUGCCUUACAAUACUUGCUCAUUACUGAAUGUCCGGAGCUGGCAUAUUUACCAGAGGGUAUGCAACACCUCACUGCCUUACGAUACUUGUACAUUAAUAAUUGUCCGGAGCUGGCAUAUUUACCAGAGGUUAUGCAACACCUUACUUCCCUUCAACACCUCACCAUCAAGAGCUGUCAGAAGUUGACAUGUUUGCCGGAAGGGGUACGACAUGUCACAACACUGGAUUAUCUAUCAAUCGGUGGAAUGACUCCGCCGGAGUGGAUAGGAAACCUGUCCUCGCUUCGAAGUUUGCAGACUGACGGUUGUGAUAAAUUGACAUGUUUGCCAUCAGGGUUGCAAUUCCUUACAAACCUCCAAAUUCUAAAAAUCUGGAAUUGGCAAAGUCUAACGGCUCUGCCGGAGUGGAUAGGAAACCUCUCCUCACUUCGAUAUUUGGAAAUUUACGAAUGUCCUCAAUUGGAGUGUUUGCCAUCAGGGUUGCAACUCCUAACAAAUCUCCAAAGUCUAACAAUCAUACGAUGCCCCCAAUUAGAGAUGCGAUGCGAGAAGGAGAAAGGCGAGGAUUGGCACUACAUAUCACGCAUCCCAGAUAUCCAGAUUUACUAGACUGUCCCCAUUUAAGAUU
This is a messenger RNA of Magnolia sinica, 817 nucleotides long. RefSeq names its product putative disease resistance protein RGA1. The coding region runs from base 16 to 798 and encodes 260 amino acids. The transcript has a single exon. The record is from RefSeq and is a predicted model, not a curated record. NCBI's taxonomy places the organism in Eukaryota, Viridiplantae, Streptophyta, Magnoliopsida, Magnoliales, Magnoliaceae.